Molecule: messenger RNA, 3197 nt
Organism: Cuscuta campestris
Lineage: Eukaryota; Viridiplantae; Streptophyta; Magnoliopsida; Solanales; Convolvulaceae
Source: the annotation of a GenBank genome assembly
UUUGUGUGUCUUGGUUUAUGGAGCAAUUUUAAUUCCCAUUCGGGGAUGCCGAAUUGGCUAAACCAGGUGCGUGCAUAUAGAGGAAUUCUUGGGCUGUCUUGAAAGCCUACACUGCCUGCACAUUUGUAGGAGAGGCUGUCAAUAUCAAGCUAAUCUACUGGAACAUCACAAGAACGAUCCAAAUUUGGGCGCAGUUGCUGGAGGAGCUGGAUGAUGAAGACUAAGAAGACACAAGGGCUGGGUGUGAUGGCUGUUGUAAUCGCGUAUGUUGAUCAAUAAUUUUAAUUUUCAGAUUAUGCUAGUACUUUGUGAAUGUUUUUGGUUCCCAGUCAUAUAUAUAUAUAUAUAUAUAUAUAUAUAUAUAUAUAUAUAUAAUGCUUUCUCCCUCUAGAUCUCUCCGCGGCUAGGGUUACGCCGGCCGCCGCUAUGGCGGUCCGGCGACCAUCUUCCAUACAUGACCAACCCUCUCCCUCAACCUACUAGGAAUCGCAGCUUCAACCACAUAGCUCUCAAGGGUGACUUCAAACCAGCGACAAAAUUCAAAGGGCAACCGGCCAUCUCCUUCUCCGAUGAGGACAUCAACCAUCUGUCUGCGAGGUUUGUUCCCACAAUUGUGGGACGAUUCACCAAGGGCAGACCUUGCCUUAUUUCAAUCCGUAAGGCCUUUGAACGAAUCGCUUUUGAAAAGGAUUUUACUGUAAGUUUGCUGGAUGAAACUCAUAUCUUAAUCAAUUUCGAAUCUGAGAACGAUUUUCUGAGAUGCUUGCUGCGAAAAUACUGGAAGAUUAAUGGUUUUNUUGAAAGUGUUUCGCUGGACUCAUGAUUUUGACCCUGCUAUUGAUUCCCCUCUAAUUCCGGUUUGGAUUAGUCUUGAAGGUCUUCCAAUUCAUCUAUUUGACUCUCUGGCUUUGUAUUCUAUUGCCAAUUUGAUUGGUAAACCUCUGAAAACAGAUGCUGCAACAGCAAGCCUGUCAAGGCCAUCUGUUGCUCGUAUUUGUGUCGAGGUUGAUACCAGCAAGGACCUGCCCAAUGGUGUCUGGAUUCAUCUUGGCCAACUUACAUUUCACCAGCCUAUCAUUUAUGAAGAUCUUCCUGAAUAUUGCCCCUCCUGUAAAUCAUUUGGACAUAAAAACUGCAAAAAGGCCACAACAUCUAGAUGGGUGGUGAAGGACACAACAGGGACUGGGAAUACAGCACCUGCUGUAGCCGUCCCUUCGUUGUUGCUCCAAGCUAAUUUGCAGCCGGUGGAUAAACCAGAUGAUGCCCUGAAUCAUGAUGGUCCAAAAGAGAAGGAGGAGACCACUGUUGUGGAAACUUGCUCCUUUGCCCAGGUUGAAACACACUUGACACAACCUGUCCUAAAAGCUGUCAAUGGGUUGGAACACUUACUAGUUACUACAGCUAAAACCUUUGAAUCUGAAAAUGAGGAACAAUCUGCAAUACACACAGCUACACAUAAGGCAAGUGUUGAAGCUUUGGCAACCACCAUUAUAAUGGUAGGGAUGCUGAGGCUCCUGCGCCAACUGGCAGUGCUGAAGACAAAGGUGUGUUGGCUAAGAUGGAACAAAUCCGGGUUAGUGAGGAUGCUCCUACUAACAAUGACCCUAAUUCCAGGAUUGAACCAAGCUGUGAGGCACACAAACUGUCCCCUAAGACAGAUUUGGAAGGCACACAGUACGAAGAAGAAUUCCCGCCCCUCUCUAAAGAGUCUGUAACUGCUACACUGGAUGAUUCUCCAGCCCAAAAUCAAAGUAGUGAUGCACACACUCUUUCCCCCGAGAAAGAGAUGGAUGGCACACUACCCCCUUCAAUGAAUGGAGAUGAUGAAAAUAUUUCUGAUCCUACACAUAUCACAAAUAUCCCCCCACCUAUAACUAACUAUGCAGGUCAUGACCCAACUACUAUUGGACCUAUUCUUCAGUCUUUUGAGGUGGAUGGUGAACAUUAUGAAAUCAGGUCCUACGUUGAAGCGGAGACAAGUAACCAAAGGGAGGAGCCUGACUUCAAAGAUGUCCAGAGCAGACGCAGCAAAAAAGUGGGGAAGAGGGGAACUGCACCAAGGACGAUUAAAACUAGAUCCAAAUCUUGAAGUUGGAACGGUGAGCGAGAUCACUAGAUAUUGGCCUAGCCGCAAAUCAACCACAAUGGAGAAAAUCGUCACUACCAAAAGUUACUCUCGGCCCUUUUGGUACGUUGGACCCGUCGGCCCAAUUGGAGCAGAUGGGAAAAGACCAAAGAAAAUAAUGCCCAGAAACCUCGCCUUGGAUCAGCACCCGGGUUUUAUAAUUUGGGAAUGACCAUCUGUUUUAUCUCUCGUUUCAUUUCUCAUUCAGUUUUACUUUCAUGCAUCUCUAGAGGGGCAUUGGCCUAGUCCUCCCCUCCCUGUACCUUUCUUUUACCUUUUUGCAAUAAAAUUUUUGUUUUAUUAAAUAUAUAUAUAUAUAUAUAUAUAUAUAUAUAUAUAUAUAUAUAUAUAUAUGGGACAUUUCUAAUAUUAAAGACUUCUUAUGUGUUAAAUGGGUCCUUAAGCGAAAUAACAUUUGGAACUACAUUCUUAAACCAGAUUGCUGCUGGAAUUGGAAAAAACCUAUUCAGACCGGAACGGGUAUGGCUAAUAUGUGAUGGCUACAAUUGGUUGAUUGGUCAAAGACCUUAGGUUUGCUGGGCUAAAACUCAUUGGAGUACUCUCAUUAUCCGUAAACAUCAAUUCUUUUUUUGGAUGCUUACCAGAGAAAGGGUUCAACCUAAGGACAAUCUUAGCAAAUUCAUUGAGAUUUCUCUCGAGUGCCAUAUUUGAUAUUUGUGACUCUACGAUCAGUUUUUUCUGGGAAUGUAAAUAUAUGCAUCACUUUAAUUCUAAGAUCUUUUUGUGGCUAAAGCAGGUGCAAGGAAGAAGCUAUAGAGGAAUCUACUGUGCUGCAUGGGCCUACUACUCACUUUAUUUGGAAGUCCCGAAAUCAUUGCUUAUUUUGAAGGAGAGGUAUCGAUGUUGAAGAAGCUUUUGCUCAUGUUAAAUUCAAACUUUGUUCCUAUAUUAAUAAUAGUAGAUCCAAAUGAAAUUUCCCUCUGUUAUAUGGAGUAGUUUCUUUUUUACUCCUUAGACUUGUUUGAUUGAGGUUUUUGUAAAACCCUUGUCUUUUGAUCUACCUCCUGGUGUGCUUUUCCACAGGAGUGUUUAAUAAAGUGCAUUUUGGUUA